Molecule: messenger RNA, 841 nt
Organism: Anarrhichthys ocellatus (wolf-eel)
Lineage: Eukaryota; Metazoa; Chordata; Actinopteri; Perciformes; Anarhichadidae
Gene: rpl7
Product: ribosomal protein L7
Exons: 7
Coding region: 53-790 (245 amino acids)
Biological process (GO): maturation of LSU-rRNA from tricistronic rRNA transcript (SSU-rRNA, 5.8S rRNA, LSU-rRNA)
Cellular component (GO): cytosolic large ribosomal subunit
Molecular function (GO): RNA binding; structural constituent of ribosome
Source: RefSeq, a predicted model, not a curated record
UCCCAUAACUCGGACAUGCGCAGACGAAACCUCCUCUUUCUCGGUGGACGCAAUGGCGGACGCAGAAAAAAAAGUGCAGGCGGUCCCUGAGAGCCUUUUAAAAAGGCGAAAGGCCUAUGCCACCAUGAAGGCCAUGCGCGUCAAGAAGAUGCUGUCUGAGAAAAAGGACCGCAAGGUGACCAGGAAGCUCAUCUACAAGAGGGCUGAGAAGUACCACAAGGAGUACAGGCAGAUGUACAGGCGUGAGGUUCGCCUGGGCCGUACUGCUCGCAAAGUGGGAAACUACUAUGUGCCUGCUGAGCCCAAACUGGCCUUUGUUGUCAGGAUCAGAGGUAUCAAUGGUGUCAGCCCCAAGGUCCGCAAAGUUCUGCAGCUGAUGCGUCUGCGCCAGAUCUUCAACGGUGUGUUCGUCAGACUGAACAAGGCUUCCAUCAACAUGCUCAGGAUUGCUGAGCCUUACAUCGCUUGGGGAUACCCCAACCUGAAGUCUGUGCGUGAGCUCAUCUACAAACGUGGACAUGGCAGGAUGAGGAAACAGCGCAUUGCCCUCUCAGACAACGCUCUGGUGGAGAAGGCCCUCGGCAAAUAUGGCAUCAUCUGUGUUGAAGACCUCAUCCAUGAGAUUUACACAGUUGGAAAGAACUUCAAGCCCGCCAACAACUUCCUGUGGCCCUUCAAGCUGUCGUCACCCCGCGGCGGUAUGAACAAGAAGACCACUCACUUUGUGGAGGGAGGAGAUGCUGGCAACAGGGAGGACCAGAUCAACAGAAUGAUCAGGAGGAUGAACUAAAGUUAUGGUUUUCAAGGACUCAAACUGUACAAUAAAAACUUGGGACAAAAA